ACACAUACUCAAAAAAAAACCGUAAACAUUAAGACGUUGAGUUAUAGAUUCUAUUGUAAAUAAAGUGAUUAGUUUAAAUAAAUUAUUAACGACUUUUAGUGUUAUUUAUUAAUACAAUUUCACGAUACAAUACAAAUCUUUAGAUCUAGUAAUUGUUAAAAUAAAAUUAAGUUGGUAUCACAUUGACGUAAAUUCUAACCUUCAACAUCACCGCAAGACCUGGAAAAAAGCACAACACCAAAGUGCUAAAAUUUCGUAGUGUACCGAUUUGAAUUCGAUUGAAAUGUCCCUGAUAAAUGUACGAACUUUAUUAAAAUGCAGCCAAAUCUUCACAGACAACAUCUAUAAAAGCGUGCGAUGCUCCACGAAAUUACGUUUAAUGAAUACAAAUGCGGCUACUAGCGAAACGAAAAGCGAUGAUCCCCCUUCGUCUUCAUCCGACGGGAAAAGUACAAACGACGAACUUGAAAAAUUAAAUAAAGAAAUACAAGAUUUAACCUCAAAAAAUACCGAUUUAAUUGAUAAAUAUAAACGGGCUUUGGCGGAUGGUGAAAACAUGAGAGGUCGACUUACAAAGCAAAUAUCGGAAGCUAAAGUCUUUGGAAUUCAAAGUUUUUGUAAAGAUUUAUUGGAUGUAGCCGAUGUUUUGGGUAAAGCCACUCAGAGCAUCCCUAAGGAAGAAAUUGGGGAUACUAAUCCGCAUCUAAAAAAUUUAUACGAAGGCUUGAUGAUGACCGAAGCUCAGUUACAAGCUGUUUUUAAAAGACAUGGUUUAGAGAAAGUUGAUCCGUUGAAUGAAAAGUUCAAUCCUAAUUAUCAUGAAGCUUUGUUUCAACAGGAAGUUGCUGGAAAAGCUGCAGGAACGGUUGUUGUUGUAUCAAAAAUUGGUUACAAGUUACACGAUAGAGUAAUAAGACCAGCUUUGGUUGGUGUAGCGAAAUGAUUCUACAUAGCAUUUAGUAUAAUUAUUCUAAUUUCAUUUUUUAUUACAACUCAAGAGAGAUGCGGUUAAAAUACGGUUACACAAUAUUUAGAAACCAAAAUAUAACUUAAAUUUUUUGUA
Molecule: messenger RNA, 1063 nt
Organism: Onthophagus taurus
Lineage: Eukaryota; Metazoa; Arthropoda; Insecta; Coleoptera; Scarabaeidae
Gene: Roe1
Product: grpE protein homolog, mitochondrial Roe1
Biological process (GO): protein import into mitochondrial matrix; protein folding
Cellular component (GO): PAM complex, Tim23 associated import motor
Molecular function (GO): protein-folding chaperone binding; adenyl-nucleotide exchange factor activity; protein homodimerization activity
Source: RefSeq, a predicted model, not a curated record